Messenger RNA from Racocetra persica, 214 nucleotides. Lineage: Eukaryota; Fungi; Glomeromycota; Glomeromycetes; Diversisporales; Gigasporaceae. The record is from the annotation of a GenBank genome assembly.
AUGAAUGUUCAAUCAAAUCAUAUGCUUUCUUGUAAACCUGUUUCAAAUGAGAUUGAGAAUCAUUCGGAAUAUGCUUAUGUAACCGCGCCGUCUUCACCUCUAAUAGAAUAUACUUAUGCAACCACUAUUGCCCUUAUCUAUAAUCGAGACUUUGUGAAUUUUCCAUCCAAAUCUAUUGAAACAGAUCAAUACGAUUCUAGUGAAGACAUGAGUG